Messenger RNA from Oncorhynchus masou masou (cherry salmon), 2283 nucleotides. RefSeq names its product neurofilament heavy polypeptide-like. The transcript has a single exon. Lineage: Eukaryota; Metazoa; Chordata; Actinopteri; Salmoniformes; Salmonidae. The coding region runs from base 1 to 2283 and encodes 760 amino acids. The record is from RefSeq and is a predicted model, not a curated record.
AUGAAGGAAGAGAAAGAAACGGAGAUAGUGGAAGAGGAGAAAAUUGAGGAAACUGAAGCUGCAGUUGCAGCUGAAACUAUUACUGUGGAAGAAAAGGUGGAAGAGGAAGCAAAAAACAUAGAGGAAGAAAAGGUGUAUGAAGCAACAACUGAAGAGGAAAAAGUGGAUGAAGAGAAGAAAGAGGAAACAGUUUUUGAAAUAGCUAUAGAAAAACUAGCAGAGGAAGUUGCUAUGAUAGGAGAGGCAGAAAAAGCGGAGAAAGAAGAGGCACGAGUAGUGGAAUGUGUUGCAGAUAAAGUGGUAGAAAAGCCAUUUGAGGAAGAGAAGAAGACGUCACCACCAGAGGAGAAGGAGGAAGCGGAGCCUCCAGUUGUAGAAACAAGAGUCCUGAGGAGAGGAAGAAAAAGUGUUCAUGCUACUCCGACUCCAAAACGCAAGUCCACACAAAGAGGCAAACAACCUGAUGAAGUAGAAAAGGAGGAUGAGCCAGAAGAGGAAAAUGGAUAUAAAGAAGAGCCACCAGUAGUGGAAGCCAGAGUUCAGAGUAGAGAAAGAAAAUCUGCCCCGACACCCAGACACAAAUCCAAACGAGCCCGCAAAGCACCUGGGGAGGAAGAAAAGGUAGAAGAGACAGCUGAACCUGUGCCUGAAGCUGUAGAGGAAAAGGUGGAUGAGGAAAAAGUAAAUGAAGCUGCAGCUGAAACUGCUACUGUGGAAGAAAAGGUUGAGACAGAAGCGAUAGAGGAAGAACAUGUGGAGGAAGCAACAACUGAGGAAAAGGUAGAGGAGGAGAAGGAAGCAGAAGCUGCACCUGAAACUGCACCAGUGGAAGACGAGACAGUGGCAAAAGAAAAGAUUGAGGAGGAAAUUAAAUCUGUAGAUGAAGAAAAGGUUGAAGCAACAGUUGAGGAAGAAGAAACAGUGGAAGAAGCAAUAACUGAGGUGACUGUGGUAGUAGAGGCAGAAAAAGUGGAGGAGGCAAUAGAGGUGGAAAGUGUAGCAGAGGAAGUAGUGGAAAAGCCGGUUGAGGAUGAGGAGAAAGCCUUACCACCUGAGGAAGAAGAGGGUAAAGUUGUAGAAACAAGAUUCCCGAGGAGAGGAAGAAAAAACGUUUCUGUUACACCUCCAAAAUGCAAGUCCACACGAAGAGGCAAAGAAGCCGAGGAAGAGGAGAAGGAGAAGACAAGAAAGGCUGAGGAGAUGGAUGAAUUUGUGCAGGAAGCUGUGGAGGAAAAUGUGGAGGAGGAGGAAGAAGAGGCACUAGUAGUAGGAGCCAACAUUCUGAGGAGAGGAAGAAAAUCUGCUCCUGCCACACCCAGAUGCAACUCCAAACAAGCUUGCAAAGAACCUGAGGAAGAGGAAGUAAAGGUGGGGGCUGAAAAGAUGGAGGAGGCAGCUGAACCUGUGCCAGAAGCUGUGGAGGAAGGAAAAGCAGUGGAGGAGGAAAUGGUGGAACAGAAUAAGAUGGAGGCAGAUGUUGCGAUGGUAGAGGACGAAGGAAACACUGAAGUACAAGCAGACAGUGGUGCUCCUGAGGCAAAAGAAGAAGCAAUCACACAUCAGCCAGAGGAGGUUAUGGCAGAGCAAACCAAGGAGAAGGAAGAAGAGGAGAACACAGAGGAGAAAACUACAGAAACAUCAAAAGAGGCAGCUGAAGUAGAAACAGCUGAAGCGGUAGAUGAGGUGGAAGAAGAUGUUGAUAAGGUAAUGGCAGAAGAGGCAAGCAUAGUAGAAGAGGAAGUGGCCUCAGUGGCUGAGGGUGCUGUCAAGCCUGAGGAAAACGGAACAGAGAAGGAAAAGAAGGAAGAAAAAUCUAUUGAGGAGAAUGGCAUGGAAAAUGUAGAGAGCGGGGAGACAGAGGCAGAGGAUGGAGUUGGGGUCAAGGUGGACAACCUUAAUUUAGAGUUGGCAGAGGACGAUGAGGAGGAGGAGGAGAAAGAGGAGGGGGAGAAGAUGGAGGUAGAGGAAAAGAGAGCGGCUCCAACUCAGAAGGAAGAGCUGAAGAGCUCUGAGGAAGAGGAGGCUCCAGUGGUUUUAACGAGAGUUCUGAGAGUGAGGUUAACUGCCACACCCACAACCACACCCAACUCCAAGGCCACGCCUCAGCGUAAAUCCACAAGAGACAGCAAAAUAGUAACACCGGAGAAGUUUGAUCCUGAGGUGGUCCUGCUUUCAUCAGAUCAAGAGCAGGAAGAAAGCCUUGUGGAAAAGAGACAUCUACGUAAGAGAAAAAGCACAGGGCCAACACCUGUUCACAGAUCCAAGUGCCACAGCAGAACUUAG